UGUCAGCACUGCCUUCUGGGUAAACUGUCUGAAAAUUUUGAAGAGCGCCUGCGUGCGUUCCGUCUUUCCUUUUGUCUUGUUGCAGCCAAGGAAGCAACAUGGGGCACCAGCAGCUUUACUGGAGCCAUCCGAGAAAAUUCGGCCAGGGUUCUCGUUCUUGCCGCGUCUGCUCAAACCGGCACGGUCUGAUCCGGAAAUACGGCCUCAAUAUGUGCCGCCAGUGUUUCCGCCAGUACGCGAAAGACAUCGGCUUCAUUAAGUUGGACUAAGUGUGAACUUCUUGAAUGGGUCAUCACGCAUAUCUACCUUCCUCAGAAACAAUACUAACUCUUUGUAUAUAAAAUAAAAAAUUUAAAACUUCA
Molecule: messenger RNA, 362 nt
Organism: Orcinus orca (killer whale)
Lineage: Eukaryota; Metazoa; Chordata; Mammalia; Artiodactyla; Delphinidae
Gene: RPS29
Product: ribosomal protein S29
Exons: 3
Coding region: 99-269 (56 amino acids)
Biological process (GO): translation
Cellular component (GO): cytosolic small ribosomal subunit; ribosome
Molecular function (GO): zinc ion binding; structural constituent of ribosome
Source: RefSeq, a predicted model, not a curated record